ACCGUUGAAAAACCAACUUGACUUGUAGCGCCAUUCAAAAAUUAUAGCUAAAUGUGUGCGGUACGAAUACGAGGCAUCGAAGAAGUGCGAACGCGGUUGGAGUAUGAGACCCGACGUCGCCACUGGCGGUUGUUCACGCUGUUGCUCUUCCCUCUGGCAUUGCAAUGUUUGCAUGGUGCCCGCGGCUUAGAUGUGCCAUUGGCAUUGCCCACAGCUUGGCCAGACGCGACACUUGAUGAGUGUCACGAUGACUAUCAGGUGGCCAGUGCGAAUGCGUCCAAUCAUUACGCCUUCAGCUUUCAACUCUGCGAGCUGACGGCCAACGAAACGAAGAUCGAUCUGACCAUCCAUGAGGAGCUGGAGCGCGAACAAAUCGAACGGGGCCGCAUCGAGGCGUGCGGUAAUCUGGAGCUAUGCGAAACACUCGACUCGGAUCUCGAGUACUUUGCGUGCGUCAGGGAUAGCGGCACCCGGAAUCUGGAAUUGAUGUUAGAGAUCAACAACAAUGCCACAAGUGCACACACACGCCUUCGAGAGGACUACAACGAGUUGCAGCAGACGUUUGUGUUGUGCACGCUGGAGGCACAAGUUGCCUACAUGCAGGACAUGCGAGAGGCGUACGCAGAGUUGCAGGAAUGCCGCCAGCAACUAUACGACUCGCAGAACUGACACCUCAACUAAAGUAUUAAAAGCCAAAUUAGUUAUUAGCAAAAGCAAAAACAUUACUUUAAUCUACAAUUUUCACAACAUUUGCUGCUGCCUGCUGGAGGCAUUUGUCUAGAGCAUCGAAAACGUUUGCCGUGCCCAGAACAUAGUUCUCUUCGGUGCGAUUGGUGCAGAGGUAACGCUCCGCCUCAAUGCCAUUCAGCUGCUGUGUAAGGCUCAAAGCAUUCUCCGAGGCAUUGAAGGAUAUCUCGUACAUGUUGGUCAACUGUUGCUUCGACUGUCGAGUG
Molecule: messenger RNA, 953 nt
Organism: Drosophila albomicans
Lineage: Eukaryota; Metazoa; Arthropoda; Insecta; Diptera; Drosophilidae
Exons: 2
Coding region: 52-669 (205 amino acids)
Source: RefSeq, a predicted model, not a curated record